GCGGGUGGUCUCUAUUGGUCUUCUCGAGCGGGAGGGCGGGACCGGCGAGACGCCGCUUCCCAUUGGUCCAGUGCCGCGCCCGUCCCGAGCGGGCCGAGCGGUCAUUGGGUGGCAGCGCUGCCAGUCCCGAGGGGCGAGUAGCGGCGGCGGAGUGUCGGGGGAAGAUGUCGGGCUGCGAGGCUCGCGACGCCAAGAAGCUGGUGCGCUCCCUCAGCGGGCUGCGCAUGGUGCCCGAGCACCGCUCCGCCCGCAGCCCCUUCGGCCUGGACGAGCCGCCCUGGGUGCCCGACAAGGAGUGCCCGAGAUGCAUGCAGUGUGAUACGAAAUUUGACUUCAUAACUAGAAAGCAUCACUGCCGAAGAUGCGGAAAGUGCUUCUGUGACAAGUGCUGCAGUAAAAAAGUGCCUCUGCCUCGCAUGUGCUUUGUGGACCCUGUGCGCCAGUGUGCUGAAUGUGCCCUCAUCUCACAGAAAGAAACAGAGUUCUAUGACAAACAGCUUAAAGUGCUCAUGAAUGGUGCUACGUUCUUUGUAACUCUGGGAACGUCGGAUAAAUCGGAGCUCAUGGUCUGUCGGCUCUCCAACAAUCAGAGAUACCUGGUUUUGGAUGGAGAUAGCCAUUACGAGAUUGAAAUUGUACAAAUUUCAACUGUUCAGAUACUUACAGAGGGAUUUACUCCUGGAGGAGGCAAUACCCGUGCCAUAGGUAUGAUUCUGCAGUAUAAAGUACCAGGAUCAGAGGAGUUAACACAGAUGAAAUUUACGGCCAGUGAAGACUUCAGCUCUAACAAGAAGCUGUCAGCAAGCUGGCUGGCAGCUAUGCAUAAGGCAACAAAACUUCUUUAUGAGUCUCGGGACCAGUAAGAAAUGAGCAAACUGCUGGCAGCUUGAGAGCAGACACCAGCCUCGGAGGACCUACAUCUCACUUUGUGCUAAUUUGACAACUGGUUAACACUUUCUCUUGACUUUUUCUCAUUCCAGUGUGGUUCAUUAUGUAAGAACUGGCAAACACAAUGUAUUUCUGUUUUGAACCAUGAGUAUUCACUAUAGCGUGCAAUAUGUAUACAAUUAAUGCUUUAAACAGUCUCACCUUUUAAGACUUUGUAUAUUUUGUUAAACCUUUAUUGCCUUUAUUGGCACUUAAUAUGAAAUACGAAAGUGACCUGCACUACAGCUAAUGUACAGCACAACUUUUGUAGUAACAAUUAUAUAUACUGUUUGCCACAGAAAGCAAACAAAGGUGUAUGUCUCUUCUGCAGAGAAUAGCUUUUGGGUAUAGAUCUCAGGUUUUUUCCCUCUAUCCAAAUGUUUAAAAUCAAUGUACAAUAAAAUCUGCCUUAGAUAUGGUU
Phasianus colchicus (ring-necked pheasant) is the source of this 1348-nucleotide messenger RNA. RefSeq names its product zinc finger FYVE-type containing 21 (gene ZFYVE21). The record is from RefSeq and is a predicted model, not a curated record. Gene Ontology annotation, molecular function: metal ion binding. Lineage: Eukaryota; Metazoa; Chordata; Aves; Galliformes; Phasianidae.